UUCCCUAGGGGCGGGGCGGGGCCCGUGCUCCCCACACGUGCGUGAGUCACUCGGAGAGAAUUUCUCUUGCAAAGCUUUUAUUUCCUGCCCCGUUGUCUGAAGGUGGCUGAGGAGGAGGCGCCUUCGGUCGCUCCGGGCAGGCAGGGACGAGCCGCACCCGGGCAGCCCCGGGCCCGCCGUGGCCUCCACCCACCCCUGCGCCCUUCGCCUGAGCCCGGCGGCCAGCGGGGGGCGCCUGCGGCCGCUCCGCCCUCCCAGACACCGGCCCGCCCGCCCGCAGAGCCGGGCCCGCCGGCGGCCGCUCGGGCAGCAGCAGCAGCCGCGGCGGCGGCGGUGGUGGUGGCAGAGCGGAGCCGCCAGGCAGCACUGAGACAGCUUUGCUCAGCCCAACUGUGGCAGAUGGGACGUCGACCUCAGAGGUGCAUGUGGUGACCAAGACCCAUGCCACCGAUGGAGCUGCAGUUCCCCGGGGCUCCUGCCUGGCUCUACCAGCCAGCCUGAAGCCAGAAGCCAGAAGCCUAGGCCCACAGAGGAUGCUGUGGGCCACCAGAUGUCACCCAGGCCAGAGGCUGUCCUGAGGGUGUGGCUGCAGCAGUGUGCCCGGGCCCGAAGAUGCCAGCCAAGGGGCGCUACUUUCUCAAUGAGGGUGAGGAAGGCCCGGACCAGGUGGCACUCUAUGAGAAGUACCGCCUCACCAGCCAGCACGGACCACUGCUGCUCAUCCUGCUGGUGGCCGCCACAGCCGCCUGCCUCACCCUUGUCGCGUUUGCCUUCAGCUAUGGGGACCCGGCUCAACACCAGGCCGUGCUGGCCACGGCCUUCCUGACACUCGCCGUGUUUGUGGCCAUCUAUGUGCUGGUAUACGCCGAGUGCCUUGUCCGGCGGUGGCUCAGGGCGGUGGCACUGCUCACCUGGGCCUGCCUCAUGACUCUGGGUUACGUGCUGGUAUUUGAUUCGCGGACGAAGGAGGCCUGUGCGUGGGAGCAGGUGCCCUUCUUCUUGUUCCUGGUCUUUGUGGUAUACACGCUGCUGCCCUUCAGCAUGCAGGCGGCCGUGGCUGUGGGGGUGAUCUCCACUGCCUCCCACCUCCUGGUGGUUGGUGCUGUGAGGGAGGUCUUCACCAAGCCCAGCGCCCAGGUGGGGCUGCAGCUUCUGGCCAACGCCAUUAUCUUCCUGUGUGGCAACCUCACGGGUGCCUUCCACAAGCACCAGCUGCAGGAUGCCUCCCGGGACCUCUUCACCCACACGGUCAAGUGCAUCCAGAUCCGCCGGAAGCUGCGCAUUGAGAAGCGCCAGCAGGAGAACCUGCUACUGUCCGUGCUUCCUGCGCACAUCUCCAUGGGCAUGAAACUGGCCAUCAUUGAGCGGCUCAAGGAGCACAGGGACCGUCGCUACCCGCCUGACAACAACUUCCACAGCCUGUAUGUGAAGCGUCAUCAGAAUGUCAGCAUCCUCUAUGCUGAUAUUGUGGGCUUCACGCGCCUGGCCAGCGACUGCUCCCCCAAGGAGCUGGUGGUGGUGCUCAACGAGCUCUUUGGCAAGUUUGACCAGAUCGCCAAGGCCAACGAAUGCAUGCGGAUCAAGAUCCUGGGUGAUUGCUACUACUGUGUGUCGGGCUUGCCUGUGUCCCUGCCCACCCACGCCCGGAACUGUGUGAAAAUGGGGCUGGACAUGUGCGAGGCCAUCAAGCAGGUCCGGGAGGCCACAGGUGUGGACAUUAGCAUGCGUGUGGGCAUACACUCGGGAAAUGUGCUGUGUGGUGUCAUCGGGCUACGCAAGUGGCAGUAUGAUGUGUGGUCCCAUGACGUGUCGCUGGCCAACAGGAUGGAGGCGGCUGGAGUCCCAGGCCGGGUACACAUCACAGAGGCGACCCUGAACCACCUGGACAAGGCGUACGAGGUGGAGGAGGGGCAUGGGCAGCAGCGUGACCCCUACCUGAAGGAGAUGAACAUUCGCACCUACCUGGUCAUCGAUCCGCGGAGCCAGCAGCCACCCCCACCCAGCCAGCAGCUGCCCAGGCCCAGAGGGGAUGCAGCGCUGAAGAUGCGAGCAUCAGUCCGCAUGACCCGCUACCUAGAGUCCUGGGGGGCAGCACGGCCCUUCGCUCACCUCAACCACCGUGAGAGUGUGAGCAGCGGUGAGACCCCCAUCCUCAGAAGCCGGAGGCCCAAGGCUGUUCCUCUACGGCGACACCGGACCCCUGACAGGAGCACAUCCCCACGGGGGCGGGCAGACGACGACUCUUACGAUGAUGAGAUGCUAUAUGCCAUCGAGAGCCUCAGUUCCACCAGGCCCUGCUGUUCCAAGUCCGAUGACUUCCACACCUUUGGGUCCAUCUUCCUUGAGAAGAGCUUUGAACGAGAGUACCGCCUGGCACCUGUGCCCCGGGCUCGCCGUGACUUUGCCUGUGCCGGCCUCAUCUUUGUCUGCAUCCUGCUCGUUCAUGUCCUGGUGAUGCCCAGGACGGUGGCCCUGGGUGUGUCCUUUGGGCUGGUUGCCUACCUGCUGGCAGUGGUGCUCGGCCUGUGCUUUGCCAGUGAGCUGUUGAAAGGCUGCCUGGCCCCCGGGACACGCCAAGCCAUCUCAGAGAGGGUGGAGACGCAGCCCCUGCUGAGACUGACACUGACCGUGCUCACCAUCGGCAGCCUCAUCACUGUGGCUGUCAUCACCCUGCCCCUGACACCUAGCCCAGCCUCAGGGCUGCCUGUUGGCAACGAGACGAGCCCAGCGAACCUGAGCAGCAAGGAUAGGACCCUAUGCCAGGUCUUGCAGUAUUAUACCUGCACGUGCAUCCUGGGCUUCGUGGCCUGCUCCGUCUUCCUGCGGAUGAGUCUGGAGUUGAAGGUCUUGCUGCUGACAGUGGCCCUGGUGGCCUACCUGCUGCUCUUCAACCUCCCCUCCCACCUCUCCCUCUGGUGGCAGCAGGACUGCUGUGGUUCGGGCCUGGGCAACCUCACCCAGCCCAACGGUACCCUCAGCAGCACCUCCAGCUGUCCUUGGGAUCUGAAGAUCAUGAUCAAUUUCUACCUGAUCCUGUUUUAUGUGACUCUGGUCAUGCUCUCCAGACAGAUCGACUAUUACUGCCGCCUGGACUGUCUGUGGAAGAAGAAGUUCAGGACAGAGCAGGAGGAGUUCGAGACCAUGGAGAACGUGAACCGCCUCCUCCUGGAGAACGUCCUGCCGGCGCACGUGGCUGCGCACUUCAUUGGGGACAAACUCAACGAGGACUGGUACCAUCAGUCCUACGACUGCGUCUGUGUCAUGUUUGCAUCUGUGCCGGACUUCAAAGUGUUCUAUACUGAGUGUGACGUCAACAAGGAAGGGCUGGAGUGUCUGCGGCUGCUCAAUGAGAUCAUCGCCGACUUCGAUGAGCUGCUGCUGAAGCCCAAGUUCAGUGGCGUGGAGAAGAUCAAGACCAUUGGCAGCACGUACAUGGCGGCUGCAGGGCUCAGCGUCACCUCAGGCCACGAGAACCAGGACGUGGAGCGGCAGCAUGCCCACAUCGGCGUCAUGGUGGAGUUCAGCAUGGCCUUGAUGAGCAAGCUGGACGGCAUCAACCGGCACUCCUUCAACUCCUUCCGCCUGCGAGUUGGCAUAAACCACGGGCCCGUAAUUGCUGGCGUGAUUGGGGCACGGAAACCUCAGUACGACAUCUGGGGCAACACAGUCAAUGUGGCCAGCCGAAUGGAGAGCACUGGAGAGCUGGGCAAAAUCCAGGUGACUGAAGAGACCUGCACCAUCCUCCAGGGACUAGGCUACUCCUGCGAGUGCCGGGGGCUCAUCAACGUCAAAGGCAAAGGUGAACUGAGGACUUAUUUUGUCUGUACAGACACUGCCAAGGUUCAAGGGCUCGGACUGAACUGAGGGCUCUGGUAGGUUCAGGAUGCGCUGGGGAGCCGCCUUCCUCUCUCCAGCCAGCUGAGAAGCCCGGCUCCUGCCAGGCAGAGGGAAUCAUCCCAAGGCUCCGGCCAGACACCUCCUGCCAGGUGGCUGUGUGUGGCCUGUGUGGAUGUGCACGACAGCACUUCUCAGAUGUGUAUGCCAGAUCCUGGCCAAAGUGGCCCUGAGCCACACCACCGUGCCGGCCAGGACUCGGUGCUAUGGGCAUGCC
This is a messenger RNA of Ochotona princeps (American pika), 4111 nucleotides long. RefSeq names its product adenylate cyclase 7 (gene ADCY7). Gene Ontology annotation, molecular function: adenylate cyclase activity. Gene Ontology annotation, cellular component: plasma membrane. NCBI's taxonomy places the organism in Eukaryota, Metazoa, Chordata, Mammalia, Lagomorpha, Ochotonidae. The record is from RefSeq and is a predicted model, not a curated record. Bases 613 to 3864 code for a protein of 1083 amino acids. The transcript has 26 exons. Gene Ontology annotation, biological process: cAMP biosynthetic process; adenylate cyclase-inhibiting G protein-coupled receptor signaling pathway; intracellular signal transduction.